UACGUGGUGGACCCCGGGUUUGUGAAGCAGAGGGUCUACGACUCCAAGACUGGCGUGGACCAGCUGGUGGUGACGCCCAUCUCGCAGGCCCAGGCGAAGCAGCGCGCGGGCAGGGCCGGCCGCACGGGCCCCGGGAGGUGCUACCGGCUGUACACGGAGCGCGCCUACCGCGACGAGAUGCUCUCCACCAACGUGCCCGAGAUCCAGAGGACCGACCUGGCCAGCACCGUGCUGUCCCUCAGGGCCAUGGGCGUCAACGACCUGCUGUCCUUCGAC
This is a messenger RNA of Fukomys damarensis (Damara mole-rat), 276 nucleotides long. RefSeq names its product ATP-dependent RNA helicase DHX8-like. The transcript has a single exon. NCBI's taxonomy places the organism in Eukaryota, Metazoa, Chordata, Mammalia, Rodentia, Bathyergidae. Gene Ontology annotation, biological process: spliceosomal complex disassembly. The annotation marks the transcript as partial. Gene Ontology annotation, cellular component: catalytic step 2 spliceosome; intracellular anatomical structure. The record is from RefSeq and is a predicted model, not a curated record. Gene Ontology annotation, molecular function: RNA binding.